ACCGCGACCCGCGCACGGCCCCUGCGGUCGGGCCCCGCGGGCACCCCGGCGGCCCGAUCCCCCUGCACGCCUGCAAAGCUGUGUGCCCUGCUAUGAUGCCAGGGCAGAUCCCUGACCCGUCCCUGACGGCCGGCGCGCUGCCUGGCCUUGGCCCCUUGACAGGCCUGCCCGGCACGGCCCUGACUGCCGAGGAGCUGAAGUACGCCGACAUCCGCAACAUCGGGGCCAUGAUCUCACCGCUACACUUCCUGGAGGUCAAGCUUGGGAAGAGGCCUCAGCCCGUGAAAAGUGAGCUGGAUGAGGAAGAGGAAAGGAGGAAAAGGCGCCGGGAGAAAAACAAAGUAGCAGCAGCACGAUGUCGUAACAAGAAGAAAGAGAGGACGGAGUUCCUGCAGCGGGAGUCCGAGCGUCUCGAGCUCAUGAACGCUGAGCUGAAGGCCCAGAUAGAAGAGCUGAAACAGGAGAGGCAGCAGCUGAUCCUGAUGCUGAACCGGCACCGCCCCACCUGCAUCGUAAGGACAGACAGCAUCAAGACACCCGAGAGCGAAGCCAACCCCCUGCUGGAGCAGCUCGAGAAGAAGUGAAGGUGGCACUGGGCCAGGAGGAGGAGACAGUGGUGCAGGGUCUUCUAGAGUCUCUAAUGUAUGUACUGUAUGAAGAACUGUGCACCCAGGCCUGGUACAGCCAGGACCCAGUGGGCUUCCUUGGGAACUAUGGACCAAACAAAUAUGGGAACGGAGAAGAUCAGGAACCUGUCAACCAUGUACUCUGAGGCUGAACCCGGGAGCAGGGCUAGCGGCGCCGGUGGGGGCAACCUCCCUGUGAUACCUCAUGCCGGCCCUUCAGGCUGCCAGGGCUCCAGGGCCCCACGGCACCGCGGCGCCAGGCCCGGGUGCCCGUGGGGGACAGGGGCGGCUCCCAGGCCCCGCUCCCGAGGGAACCGCACCCCAAGAACCGCAAACACUUGAUGCAGCCCGGGCUGGCGGGCAGGCCUCGGGGCUCGGAGGCGCGGGCGCCCCGCACGAGCACACUCAGUGUAAUGUUUACAGCCCAGCUGUCCCUGUCGGCCGUGCUUUUGAAUGCACAUUUUUACACUUUUUUUAAAGUAUUUUUUACAAAGUUUUUAUACAGCGAUCUCUAUAUGGAUUUAUAUAAUCACUAGAUGUGAUCCCAUAGAAAUGUAUGUUAUGAUGGUCUCUGUUACAAACGCAUAUGCCACAGUUAUCUCCAUUGUGUUACUUGUCCGGUAGCGUCCGGCUCCUUCCCUGGCGUGCUGGGAAGGGGUCCAGGCUGCCCUCCAAGGCGGUGUUGCUGCCUUCUCCAUCCAUGUAUGUCUUUCAUAAUACUCAGUUCUGUAUCUCUCAGUAAAUGUUACCUUUACAUA
This is a messenger RNA of Colius striatus (speckled mousebird), 1384 nucleotides long. RefSeq names its product Jun dimerization protein 2 (gene JDP2). Gene Ontology annotation, cellular component: nucleus. Gene Ontology annotation, molecular function: DNA-binding transcription factor activity, RNA polymerase II-specific; RNA polymerase II cis-regulatory region sequence-specific DNA binding. The record is from RefSeq and is a predicted model, not a curated record. NCBI's taxonomy places the organism in Eukaryota, Metazoa, Chordata, Aves, Coliiformes, Coliidae. Gene Ontology annotation, biological process: regulation of transcription by RNA polymerase II. The transcript has 4 exons. The coding region runs from base 93 to 584 and encodes 163 amino acids.